Punica granatum (pomegranate) is the source of this 1378-nucleotide messenger RNA. Lineage: Eukaryota; Viridiplantae; Streptophyta; Magnoliopsida; Myrtales; Lythraceae. The record is from RefSeq and is a predicted model, not a curated record.
AAAACUAAUCAUAUUUGAAGUUUGCAACGUUAUUUUACCUUAUUUAAGGGGGAGAGGACCAAAAAAAAGGCAACAGGACAAGAACAUGUCCACCCGCAUCGGCACAUACGUACACUUCGGUUCGGUGUCGAACUUCUGAGAGAGAGAGAGAGAGAGAGAGAGAGAAUGGGGAAUUCCGAAGGAGAAGAGGGGCAGUCACAGACGCAGACCGAGGCUGAGGGUGGCAACGGAGGAGAGGACGGGAGUCAACAUCAAGCGGUGGUGGUGGACAGGCCGGUGAGAGUAUAUGCCGACGGUAUAUACGAUCUCUUCCACUUCGGUCACGCCCGUUCCCUCGAGCAGGCCAAGAAACUGUUUCCUAAUACAUACCUGCUUGUUGGGUGCUGCAACGAUGAGAUCACCCACAAGUACAAGGGCAAGACUGUUAUGAAUGAGCAGGAGCGCUAUGAGUCUCUGCGCCACUGCAGGUGGGUCGAUGAAGUCGUUCCCGAUGCUCCUUGGGUGAUCACGCAGGAGUUCCUUGACAAGCAUGAGAUUGAUUACGUUGCACACGACUCUCUCCCUUAUGCUGAUGCAAGUGGUGCUGGGAAGGAUGUAUAUGAAUAUGUAAAAUCCAUUGGAAAGUUCAAGGAGACUAAACGUACUGAGGGGAUCUCCACAUCGGAUAUUAUUAUGAGGAUCAUUAAAGACUACAAUCAGUAUGUGAUGCGGAACCUGCAACGCGGUUACACAAGGAAAGAUCUCGGCGUCAGCUAUGUCAAGGAGAAGCGACUCAGAGUAAACAUGGGCUUAAAGAAGCUGCGGGAAAAAGUUAAGAAACAGCAAGAGAGAGUGGGAGAGAAGAUCCAAACUGUGGCCAAAACUGCUGGUAUGCGCCAGAACAUAUGGGUUGAGAAUGCUGAUCGAUGGGUUGCUGGUUUCCUUGAGAUGUUCGAAGAGGGCUGCCACAAAAUGGGAACGGCAAUCAGAGACCGAAUUCAGGAGCAACUGAAGGGGCAGCAGGUGAGAGGACUCAUCUACGAUUGGGAUGGUGACACUGACGACUAUGACGACGACGACGACGACGGGUAUUAUUAUGACCGGAGUGAAGAGGGAGAGAACAUCGACGGGGAGGAUGAAGACCUUGACGAAAACGGUGAAUAACCUCGGAAUUCUCCCUUAGCUUGUGCGACUGUGACUAUUUUAUCAUGGAUUAGUAAAAGCUGUAAAUACCCGAUGAAGGGACGGAACGAGCCGUGUUUACUCUAUACGCCUGUAGCCACUGAUUCUUCUGUUCUAAGCUCCCAUUCAUGAUCUUCCUCGAGUACUGAUCAUUGACCGAUGUCUAUUCCUUGAUUGAUCUUUUAAUUUCCCCGAAAACUUUAGCUGUUCCCGAAAA